Messenger RNA from Cylindrotheca closterium, 732 nucleotides. The record is from the annotation of a GenBank genome assembly. NCBI's taxonomy places the organism in Eukaryota, Bacillariophyta, Bacillariophyceae, Bacillariales, Bacillariaceae.
AUGACCAUUGUUCGUGCCGACCAACCCAUGGGGCUUAAGCAGCUCUUUGAUGAAACAGGUUCUUCUACCUACACCUAUCUUCUAUGGGAUACUGAAACUAAGGAUUGUGUCUUGGUGGAUCCUGUCGAUGUCAAAGUGGACCGAGAUCUUAAGGAAGUGGAGGAAUUGGGAUUGAAUUUGAUCUAUGGGAUCAACACUCACGCUCACGCCGACCACAUUACUGGAACUCACUUGUUGAAACAACAAGUCCCAACCAUGAAAUCUAUUAUUAGUGCCGCGUCUCAAGCAAAGGCUGAUUUGACAGUGGCCAAUGGGGACCGAAUUGUCUUUGGAAAUCGUUCCUUGGUCGUCAAGUCGACCCCCGGUCACACGGAAGGAUGCGUCAGUUUUGUCGCUGACGACGAGUCCUUUGUCUUGACAGGGGAUGCCUUGUUGAUUCAAGGAUGUGGACGCACGGAUUUUCAAGGAGGAUCCGCCGAGCAUUUGUAUCAAAGUGUCCACUCCCAACUCUUUAGCCUGCCAAAGUCGACCAUUGUCUAUCCGGCCCAUGACUACAAGUCACGGACUCAAUCCAGUAUUGGUGCCGAACUCGAAUCGAAUCCUCGUCUUGGGGGAGGAAAGACUCAAGAUGACUUUGUGGAAAUCAUGGCCGGUUUGGAUUUGGCAUAUCCCAAAAAGAUUGAUGUGGCUGUCCCUGCCAACAUGCGGUGUGGAGUUCCAGAUGUCGAAUAA